AUGGCCAAGGGACAUCGUCGUUCGUCAUCGAGAUCUGGACACCAAACCUCCCACUUCCAAGUGCACCAUAGCAAACGUCGUCCAAAACGGGCUGCUCGUGAUCAGAAAAUCCAAAAAUUCGAUGAAAAUUCCGAAGAAAGGUCUGGAGAAAGGUCUGGAGACUCUGGAAUAAAAAAAAUCCUGGACCAUGUUCAUCUCCCAAACCACUAUGUGGAGUAUAAGGUGGUUCUGAACAACGGGAAAAGACGCCAAAUCAGCGAAUUUGAUUUCCAGGACAACAUUGACAUGCUCAUCGCCUACAAAAAUCAUAUCACAGGCCAACCGGAUAAUGAAGAUGAGGACUUCGCUAUUGACAAAAUCCUGGCCCACCGAUUCGUGGAUAAGAAGCCAUUGUUUUUGGUCAUGUGGGAAGGCUACCCGAAUCCAGUGUCCCAUUCGGAGCUCUGGGAGGAAGAUCUGCAGUCCUCCAAAGACCUUCUAAAGGCCUACAUGGACUCUCACGACAUGAACGCUCCAGACACCAGUGACGACGAUUCAGAGCCAGAUGAGCCAGAAGAGGAGAAGGAGGAGCCAAAAAAGCAGAAAUCGGGAUACUCCAUGAAGGAUCUCAAGGAUUCAGAUGACGAUGAGAUCGAUGUGGAAGAAGUCAGGAAGACUAGAACUUCUCCAAAAAAGGUUCAAAAUGGGAGGACCAAGGAUUCAGAUGAGAGUGAUGUUGAAGAAGCCCGUAAGGCUGGAACUGCGCCAAGAACAUUUAAAAAUAAGAAGGAGAAGAAGCAAAUGAAAUCCAAGGACAAGAAAGGCAGAAAAGCUAAGGAGCCCGAGGAAGAUGAAGAAGAAGAGGACUACGUCGUCGAACGAAUCGUCAGCCACAGAGUACACAGGAACAAGAUUCUGUACAAAGUUAUGUGGGAAGGAUACCCGAAGGAAAAGGAUCAUACAGAGAUGGAGGAGAAGGACUUGGAGGACUGUAAGGAGAUCCUUCAAGCUUACAAAGCCGCCCACAUGACCCCUGUAGAUAGUUCUGAUAGCGACUCUGUUCAAGAAGAAGCUCCACAGUCGCCGAGAAAAACGUUUGAACGGCAGGAUUCAGAGGAUUCAGAUGACGAACCAGAACAACCAGAAUCCGAGAAGAGUAGCCCAGCCAAGAAGUCAAAGGUAGCCGUCUCCUCGGAUGAUGAAGAAGAAGAUGAACAACCAAAAUCCGUAAAGAACAGCCCACCCAAGAAGAGCUUUUCCAAAAAGUCCAAGGUCGCCGUCUCGUCGGAUGAGGAGGAAGAGGAGGAGGAAGACAAGAAGACGUCAAAGAAGGAUUUCAAGAAGUCAUCAUCGUCAAAGAAAGAAUCCGAUGUUUCUGAGGACGAAGAGGACGAAGAAGACUACGUCGUCGAAAAGAUCGUCAGUCACCGAACGGUCAAGAACAAGGUACUGUACAGAGUUAUGUGGGAAGGGUACCCCAAGCCAAAGGACUAUACAGAGAUGGAAGAGAAAGAUUUGAAGGAUUGCCCCAAGAUCCUCAAAGCCUACAAGGACUCGUUGAAGAAGAAGGAUUCUGAAGACGAGUCAGAUGAGGAAGAAGGCGUUCCAAAAAAGAAGAAGAUGUCCAAGAAGACCAAAAAGACAGGACACUCCAUGAAAGAAUUGGUGGAUUCAGACGACGAAGAUGACUGUAAGAAAUUGGGUCCAUCAAAGAAGGAUCUGGUGACUACGGUAGAUGAGAUGGAUGCCUCGGAUUCAACAUCUUCAGACUCGGAGAAAGAAGAAGACGUGAAGAAGACGCCAAAGAAGGCGUCACGUCGUGAGGUGUCUGAUGAUGAGGAGGAGGAGGACCAGCAGCCUUCGAAGAAGAAGCAGAAGACGUCAGACACUCCAACAAGAAGACGUUCUGGAAGAUAA
This is a messenger RNA of Caenorhabditis briggsae, 1896 nucleotides long. RefSeq names its product Protein CBR-CEC-8 (gene Cbr-cec-8). NCBI's taxonomy places the organism in Eukaryota, Metazoa, Nematoda, Chromadorea, Rhabditida, Rhabditidae. The transcript is spliced from 9 exons. The coding region runs from base 1 to 1896 and encodes 631 amino acids. Gene Ontology annotation, molecular function: chromatin binding. The record is from RefSeq and is a predicted model, not a curated record. Gene Ontology annotation, cellular component: condensed chromosome; nuclear inner membrane. Gene Ontology annotation, biological process: chromosome attachment to the nuclear envelope; regulation of gene expression.